AUGGCGACCGCCGAAUACGAGAUUAGAGGCUUGUAUCGGCGUUACUCAAUCCCGGCGUUGCAGAACUCCCCGGCGACCCGAGUCCGCCGUUCGGCUUGGGCUCGGGAAGGGGCGAUCGCCGCGGUCGCUUUACGCAAUUUACACUUCCGUGCGGUGACGUACAUAGGGAACAGUCAAGUUACAAGUAUCGUGUCGGUGUCGAGCAGUGCGGUGACGUACACGGUGAACAGUCAAGUUACAAGUAUCGUGUCGGUGUCGAGCAGUGCGGUGACGUACACGGUGAACAGUCAAGUUACAAGUAUCGUGUCGGUGUCGAGAAGUGCGGUGACGUACACGGUGAACAGUCAAGUUACAAGUAUCGUGUCGGUGUCGAGAAGUGCGGUGACGUACACGGUGAACAGUCAAGUUACAAGUAUCGUGUUGUUGUCGAGAAGUGUGGUGACGUACACGGUGAACAGUCCAGUUACAAGUAUCGUGUUGUUGUCGAGAAGUGCGGUGACGUACACGGUGAACAGUCGAGGUACAAGUAUCGUGUCGGUGUCGAGCAGUGCGGUGACAUACACGGUGAACAGUCAAGUUACAAGUAUCGUGUCGGUGUCGAGCAGUGCGGUGACGUAUAUAGUGAACAGUCAAGUUACAAGUAUCGUGUCGGUGUCGAGAAGUGCGGUGACGUACACGGUGAACAGUCAAGUUACAAGUAUCGUGUUGUUGUCGAGAAGUGCGGUGACGUACACGGUGAACAGUCGAGGUACAAGUAUCGUGUCGGUGUCGAGCAGUGCGGUGACAUACACGGUGAACAGUCAAGUUACAAGUAUCGUGUCGGUGUCGAGCAGUGCGGUGACGUAUAUAGUGAACAGUCAAGUUACAAGUAUCGUGUCGGUGUCGAGCAGUGCGGUGACGUACAUGAACAGUCAAGGUACAAAUAUUAUGUCGGUGUCGAGCAGUGCGGUGACGUAUAUAGUGAACAGUCAAGUUACAAGUAUCGUGUCGGUGUCGAGCAGUGCGGUGACGUAUAUAGUGAACAGUCAAGUUACAAGUAUCGUGUCGGUGUCGAGCAGUGCGGUGACGUACAUGAACAGUCGAGGUACAUGUAUCGUGUCGGUGUCGAGCAGUGCGGUGACGUACAUGAACAGUCAAGGUACAAAUAUUGUGUCGGUGUCGAGCAGUGCGGUGACGUAUAUAGUGAACAGUCAAGUUACAAGUAUCGUGUCGGUGUCGAGCAGUGCGGUGACGUACAUGAACAGUCAAGGUACAAAUAUUUUGUCGGUGUCGAGCAGUGCGGUGACGUAUAUAGUGAACAGUCAAGUUACAAGUAUCGUGUCGGUGUCGAGCAGUGCGGUGACGUACAUGAACAGUCAAGGUACAAAUAUUGUGUCGGUGUCGAGCAGUGCGGUGACGUACACGGUGAACAGUCAAGUUACAAGUAUCGUGUCGGUGUCGAGCAGUGCGGGGACGUAUAUAGUGAACAGUCAAGUUACAAGUAUCGUGUCGGUGUCGAGCAGUGCGGUGACGUAUAUAGUGAACAGUCAAGUUACAAGUAUCGUGUCGGUGUCGAGCAGUGCGGUGACGUAUAUAGUGAACAAUCAAGUUACAAGUAUCGUGUCGGUGUCGAGCAGUGCGGUUGACGUACAUGAACAGUCAAGUGCGGUGACGUACAUGAACAGUCAAGGUACAAAUAUUGUGUCGGUGUUGAGCAGUGCGGUGACGUAUAUAGUGAACAGUCAAGUUACAAGUAUCGUGUCGGUGUCGAGCAGUGCGGUGACGUACAUGAACAGUCAAGGUACAAAUAUUGUGUCGGUGUCGAGCAGUGCGGUGACGUACACGGUGAACAGUCAAGUUACAAGUAUCGUGUCGGUGUCGAGCAGUGCGGUGACGUACAUAGUGAACAGUCAAGUUACAAGUAUCGUGUCGGUGUCGAGCAGUGCGAAUUUCAAGAAAAAUCUAAAUUUUGUUUUGUUAUCUCUCACAUGCACAAUAUCAGAAUUGCGAGAAAAGUCUGAAUUUAGUAUUGUUUCCAUCACGGGAAAUCAUCAUAAUUGUAGGAAAAAUCUAAAUUCUGUUUUGUUAUCUCUCACAUGCACAAUAUCAGAAUUGCGAGAAAAGUCUGAAUUUAGUAUUGUUUCCAUCACGGGAAAUCAUCAGAAUUGUAGGAAAAAUCUAAAUUUUGUUUUGUUAUCUCUCACAUGCACAAUAUCAGAAUUGCGUGAAAAGUCUGAAUUUAGUAUUGUUUCCAUCACGGGAAAUCAUCAGAAUUGUAGGAAAAAUCUAAAUUUUGUUUUAUUAUCUCUCACAUGCACAAUAUCAGAAUUGCGUGAAAAGUCUGAAUUUAGUAUUGUUUCCAUCACGGGAAAUCAUCAGAAUUGUAGGAAAAAUCUAAAUUUUGUUUUGUUAUCUCUCACAUGCACAAUAUCAGAAUUGCGUGAAAAGUCUGAAUUUAGUAUUGUUUCCAUCACGGGAAAUCAUCAGAAUUGUAGGAAAAAUCUAAAUUUUGUUUUGUUAUCUCUCACAUGCACAAUAUCAGAAUUGCGAGAAAAGUCUGAAUUUAGUAUUGUUUCCAUCUCGGGAAAUCAUCAGAAUUGUAGGAAAAAUCUAAAUUCUGUUUUGUUAUCUCUCACAUGCACAAUAUCAGAAUUGCGAGAAAAGUCUGAAUUUAGUAUUGUUUCCAUCACGGGAAAUCAUCAGAAUUGUAGGAAAAAUCUAAAUUUUGUUUUGUUAUCUCUCACAUGCACAAUAUCAGAAUUGCGAGAAAAGUCUGAAUUUAGUAUUGUUUCCAUCACGGGAAAUCAUCAGAAUUGUAGGAAAAAUCUAAAUUUUGUUUUGUUAUCUCUCACAUGCACAAUAUCAGAAUUGCGAGAAAAGUCUGAAUUUAGUAUUGUUUCCAUCACGGGAAAUCAUCAGAAUUGUAGGAAAAAUCUAAAUUUUUUUUAUUUCUCACUUGAACAAUAUCCAAAUUGCAGCCUACGUGUCUUCUUUGGCAACGUUCGUACGUAAGAUCGUACAUUACAUCUACUUUGCUUUCUUACUUUUACACUAUCUACAUCUACGUACUUUAAUGACAGCUUAUGACAUACCGUAAUUGUGCCUUAAAAGAUACAUAGGUUUACAAGAAGGGUAUGUGGGGAACCACUGAAAGAUAUGGGCAAGAGUUUCUUAAUAGCGUAUGUUUUUGGAGUUGAUUAUUGUAUCUUAACACUUUGAACUUUCUCGAAUUCGUCCAUCAAGGGGUUGUUUUUGAUGUCACUAAGGUAAAAUAUCAAUGACAAAUAGCCAGGGGAGUCAGAUGAAUGCCAGGACUACCAUCCUGGACCAUAUAAGUCACCGGGGACGGUUGAAUUUGAAACGAGCGUGGUCAUUAAACAAGUCUAGUGCUAGAGCCGCGGUCGGUGGCGUGUGAACUGAUAAAGCUGUGGAUAUGGAAGGAAUGUAUGGUUCUGAUCGCUGAUAUCAUUUAUCAGCGCAAGGCGGCUGUCGUGUUGAGGUGAUACUGCUAUAUACAAACCGGGCAGAUUCUGUUGUGUCGGAAGUGUGGAUGUACCCUAGUCUGUCAGGUGUCGUGUUGAGGUGAUACUGCUAUAUACAAACCGGGCAGAUUCUGUUGUGUCGGAAGUGUGGAUGUACCCUAGUCUGUCAGGUGUCGUGUUGAGGUGAUACUGCUAUAUACAAACCGGGCAGAUUCUGUUGUGUUGGAAGUAUAGUUGUACCCUAGACUGUGCUGUCUCUAUUGGGUUGACCCUUUUUUUUAAUUAAAAGAAUUAAUCGCAGAUCUUGAAGUUGGUACAGAAUACCAACUGGAUUAUUUGGAGGAUAUUAAAAGUUUACACCCCCUCUCCCCUUGAAAAGGGAGGUAGAAGGGGGUAAAUUUUCAAAUUGGAACCCCUAUCUUGUGGCAUGUAAUUUUAAAGGUUUAUUGAAAAGAAACAAAACCAUUACAUAAAUAAAACAUAUCUACAAUGUUUCUAGCAAACGUUAUGGGCACAUUACCUUUUACAUUUUAGGGUGUAAAAUGUCUGAUACGCCUAGAUAUAUUCCAAACGGAUUGAAAUUCGAUGUAUAAUCUUUACCAUACUUAUUAAAAUACUUUUUUUAUUUUUUUGGAGGAUAAAAUAUUUAAUCCCCUUUUCAAAGAGAAAGUAGAAGGAGUUACCCCUUUAAAAGGGAGGUAGAAGGGGGCAAAUUUUAAAAUAGCAACCCCUAUCUUGUGACAUGUUAUUUUAAAGGUCAAUUAAAAAGAAACACAAUGGCACUAAGAAAACAUGUCUACGACUUUCCUAGCAAAUUGUAUGACCAGAUAACGCAAAAAAUAAAUAGCUGUAGGGACAAUGCCAAUGUCUUGCGCAUAUCAACACAAUGCAUGCAUGAUAUCUUUCAGUAAGGCUUUGAGGUGCCCAGUGUAUCCCUUUAGGCAGUAUCAAAAGUUUGUGGUGUGCAGUUUUGGUAAGAUAUGUCUUUCUCCAAGUGACAUUACAAUGUCCAUAACUUUUGCUUGGAAUGUCGUAAAGAAGUUGUCUUCAUGUCAAUGUGUUUAUAUUGAUUAUACCUUUAGAAUGACAUUUCACAAGAUAGGAAUUGCCGUUUGAAAAUUUAAAGUUACCCCCUUCUACCCCCCCCCCCCGUUUGAAAAGUCGUAAGUA
Molecule: messenger RNA, 4631 nt
Organism: Homalodisca vitripennis (glassy-winged sharpshooter)
Lineage: Eukaryota; Metazoa; Arthropoda; Insecta; Hemiptera; Cicadellidae
Product: serine-rich adhesin for platelets-like
Exons: 6
Coding region: 1-2991 (996 amino acids)
Source: RefSeq, a predicted model, not a curated record